ACCUGCCGAGCUAGGGAGGAACUAAGAAACAACCUUGGAACUGGGGAACAUUAGGAACUAGCCCGGGUCUGCUCUAUCCGCGCCCCGACCACGUACAGCCGUACAAAACCAUCAACUGCGCAACAACGCCCUUGGUGCGCAAAACAUUAAAAUCUCACCUUUUCCCUCUCGGGUAUGCUCAUGUUCCGAUUUUGGAUGUCAGAUUCGAGGGGAAGCGACAAAACUUUACAAGUUGAACAGCCUAUGCUUGAUUUUAGCAGCAAACCGUUCCAGCCUUGGGUGUCAUCAGAGUCGCCGCUUACUACCGCGGCCGCCACAGCCAUCCCUACAACCCCGAGGCGGCGCAAGCAGAGCAACGUCGCGAUAGCGUCGCAACCCGUUGCUUCUUCACCCGCGCUCAAGCGCACGAGGACUGAUGAUGAUGAUGACAGCGAACGCCUCAGGGCGCGCAAGAAGGUGGCUUUGUCGUCGGUAAGGGAAGGGAGAGGGCAUGCACCGAAAUCCGGAUCGGAUAGGCCCGAUAUGGAUCGAGCUAGAGAUGCUAUCGAGCAACAGUUUAGUCUUGAGAUCUUACUCAAGCACGACGAGCUACGCUUGAUUAAUCAAGAACUUGCCAAAUGCCAGGUGGCUUUGGAGCAACUGCGAAGGUGUCAUCUAAUUCCGUAUCCACAGAACGUUCCCACUCCGGAACAAAUGGUGAACAUAAUGAAUGGGUCAGGUGCAGCCUUGCAGCCGAAGAUGGGCGAGAAGUUGCCUCAGUGGGCACCCCCCUUUGGCGUUACUGAAGGUCCGUACGCGCGGCACUAUGCCAAGUGGCUCAUACCCGAUCCCAAGUUCGACGGCAUCCAGCCUGAGGCCCACGUGCAAUCCGAGAAUUCAAGAUUUAGGAAUUCGGUAGACGGUAGAUCGACAAGAAAUAGUUAUGCUGAGUUAGGUGCGUCCCAGGGUAGAGGUCGACCGGUAAGGGGUACGGCGGGUCAGAAACUCCAAGCCUUGUCAAGUGGUUAUCCACCUCCCAAGGACAAGAACGGACCUUGUGUCCUGAAGCGAUCCGACGGGAAGACCGUAAAACUUGUGUGCCUUGACUGCCAUCGCGAGAACUUUUCGAGCACGCAGGGGUUUAUUAACCACUGCCGAAUAGCGCAUAAGAGGGAUUUCAAGAGCCACGAGGAAGCUGCAGUGCACUGCGGCCACCCUAUCGAGGUUACCGAGUCUAGUGGUGCUGUAGGAGAAGAGAAACCCGUUGUGCAGAGUGCACCUCCGUCCGGUCUUGUCCAUCCGUUUGUGCGGGAGAAGGCCAUGUCCGAAUCAGAGGCUUGCUUCUCAGUUGUGCGUCGUAUCCAGGAAUCAAUAGAAAUGUACAACCGGGGUCAGCUACGCGGUGUUUCGUCGAUUCCCGGUGAAUCCAAGAGUUCUCAGCCGAAAACCUCUCGAAGCGCACCAGCAGCAACUAAACAGCAGCAGAACUUCUUACCUUCAGCUGAUUCACCACAUCUGUCUCGCUUGCUUCAGAGCAGAGGAUUCAACGGCAAUCUAGGCGAGUUAGUCAGUGAAGCUAAGGCUAAGAUCGACCUCGACCAAUUCUUUUCCCCAGAUGAUGAGUUGGAUGAGGUUGAUACGGGCAGUAAUAGCGCCGAAAAUGCCGCUGCGCAUCAAGCACCAUCUCUUGUGCGAGUCCCGGUAAGGGCUACGAUGUCGCCCGCUGUUGUUGCAGUUCGGCCACCUAGUAGCAAAGGCCACCCUUCGCAUAUUCCUUAUGCCACCCCCGUCCCAACUCCGACUCCCCGAAUCAUAUCAGCUCCUCAGACACAGAUGCUUGUAGAUGACGACAUAUUAGACGCGGAGUUAAGCCCACACACCGCCGUCAGCAAUAAUGCGCCGUCUCUUGUUAGUGACGAUGGGGAGUAUGAUGACUCGGAAGCCGACUCUGAGAUGGAAUCAGAUGUCAAUGAUAGCAUCGGGGCACAGUCUAUAUCAGAUGUCGACGAAAUUGAUAUCGACGAGGAGCAUAGCGGCGCACGUUCUAUUCGCCACCAUCGUGGCUCUACCGAUGCAGGAUCCGGGACAACAGUACGCCUACGCAAGGAUGACAGCAAGCAUGUCACCUUUGUGAGCCCCAUCAAGGGGAAUGGAAAUGAACACCAGAGACGGGGUCGGAGGUAGGAUACGAUGUCCCUAAAAUGGAUUACAUGAUGAAAUAUUUUGGCGCGGACUGGUCGGUUGGCGGUCAAGGAGUCGUGUCAAAUGAGUUGCUUUUAACGUUGGACUAUACCGAAUUCGUUUAUGAUCACUUUUACUAUACACCUUUUAUUACACGAUUGCAUUUUCGAAAUUCCUUUUUUUAUCAGAGAUGUAUCCUGAGGAGCACGUCCUCUGGAGACUCAUGCGGAACAUAUUUGUUAGGCUACGAAGUUGUUUUGAUCAGCGUUUUAUCACGGGAGCACGGCGGCGUCGGGUUGAUAGGGGUCAAUUUGAGAUUGGUAGAGGCUAGAGGGCAUAUUCAGUGCGAGAGGAGGCACUGACGGUUUUGAUAUACCUAUCCUCCACAGCGCGCAAGCCAGUUAGCAGAACAAUUGUUUUUACGAGAGCUUGCGAG
This is a messenger RNA of Daldinia caldariorum, 2596 nucleotides long. RefSeq lists its product as uncharacterized. The record is from RefSeq and is a predicted model, not a curated record. NCBI's taxonomy places the organism in Eukaryota, Fungi, Ascomycota, Sordariomycetes, Xylariales, Hypoxylaceae. The coding region runs from base 175 to 2163 and encodes 662 amino acids. The transcript has 2 exons.